UCCAGUAUGUCGAGAGCUGUAAUAACUGUGUUCGGUCUGUGUGCUGCAUUGUGCGGCGCCCAGCAGCUGAAGGACCCGUGGCUAAUGGCUCAGGCUAAUAAUCUGCCGAAUUUCGUACAACAACCAUAUAAUGCGCCGCAGCAAGGUCGCUUUCUGCUCCAACAACCGUCUCAAAGCGUUUAUCCGCCUGCCUGGCAGUCAAUACCGGCCGUCUCUGAUCUUCCUCAGCGCUGUGAGGUGGACGACUCUACCCGGGUGGGUUGUGGAGAACCAGGCAUUACUCCAGCGGACUGUGAGGCUCUAAACUGCUGUUAUGAUACGAGACGGUAUAUUCGAGCACCAGAUGGGCCCCUGUGUUACUAUGGGAAGGGGGUCACUGUACAGUGCACUGAGGAUGGGCAGUUUGUGGUGGUUGUGGCCAGAGAUGCCACUGUGCCUCGUAUCAGUCUGGAAAGCAUCAACAUGUUGGAGGCUGCUGGUGAACACUGCUCUGCUGUUGACAGCAAUACUGAAUUUGCCAUCUACCAGUUUCCAUUCACCUCCUGUGGUACCAGAAUGGAGGUGGAAGGUGACUACAUUAUUUAUGAGAACAGGAUGGUGUCCACAUAUGAAGUGGGAAUUGGUCCUCAGGGAGCCAUCACAAGAGACAGCUCGUAUGAGCUAACAUUCCAGUGCAGAUAUCUGGCUACGGCAGUGGCGCCUCUAGUGGUGGAGGUGAACACAGUUCCUCCCCCUCCUCCAGUCUUCGAACAGGGUCCUUUGCAAGUGGAGCUCAGGCUAGCCAAUGGCAUCUGUGCUGCUAAAGGGUGUUCAGAUGUGGAGAUAUACAGCUCGUACUACACAGAGGCUGACUACCCUGUGACUAAGAUACUGAGGGAGCCAGUAUAUGUGGAGGUGCGCAUGCUGCGGAGAACUGAUCCAAACCUCGCCCUCGUACUGAACCGUUGCUGGGCCACUUCUAGCCCAGAUCCCUCAAGCUUGCCUCAGUGGGACCUGCUGCUUAAUGGGUGUCCUGAUACAGAUGACCGUUACCUGACCACUGUGCUCCCAGUCAACCAGUCAUCUGGCCUGCAGUACCCAACCCACUACAAACGCUUCGUCGUGAAAAUGUUUACCUUUGUGGACAAGACUUUCCUUUUUCCUUCACAGGAACAGAUCUUCAUCCAUUGUGCCACAGCCGUAUGCCAGCUGUCUGCUACAGAGACCUGUGAACCAAGUUGUGGCAGGAAAAGAAGAGCAGUUCCAACCACACAGGAUUUGGAGAGUAAAGUCCUAGUGUCCAGUGGUGAGGUCCUCUUUAUUGCAGACAUGCCUGUUUCUGCUAAAAGCCAAGCAGACAGCGAUGGAGAAGUGUCUCAGGUGUUCAGCUAUGGGCUGGUCGGAGUAGCUGUGCUUACAGUGUUGAGCAUCUGCGGACUGCUUAUCGCUCUAUUAAGGCGAAGGUCAAAAUCACGUCCUCGCCUUCAGACAACAAGACUAUGA
Colossoma macropomum (tambaqui) is the source of this 1482-nucleotide messenger RNA. RefSeq names its product zona pellucida glycoprotein 2, like 2 (gene zp2l2). Lineage: Eukaryota; Metazoa; Chordata; Actinopteri; Characiformes; Serrasalmidae. Gene Ontology annotation, molecular function: acrosin binding; structural constituent of egg coat. The coding region runs from base 7 to 1482 and encodes 491 amino acids. Gene Ontology annotation, cellular component: egg coat. The record is from RefSeq and is a predicted model, not a curated record. Gene Ontology annotation, biological process: binding of sperm to zona pellucida; prevention of polyspermy. The transcript is spliced from 9 exons.